Emiliania huxleyi CCMP1516 is the source of this 578-nucleotide messenger RNA. RefSeq lists its product as hypothetical. Gene Ontology annotation, biological process: mitochondrial transmembrane transport. The coding region runs from base 17 to 409 and encodes 130 amino acids. The record is from RefSeq and is a predicted model, not a curated record. NCBI's taxonomy places the organism in Eukaryota, Haptophyta, Isochrysidales, Noelaerhabdaceae. The transcript has a single exon.
GCUCCGGCGCACGUCGAUGCAGGCCGCCGCCGCCGCCGCCGCCCCCCCCGCCCCCCCCGCGUCGUUUGCGGUGGCGGGCGGAGUCAUGGUCGAAGCUGCGGCGUGCGGCGGCGGCACCGCCGUGCUGGGCGGGCCGCGAGGCGGCGACGCGCCGCUCGGGGGCGGGGUGGCUCGAGGGGUGGUGCGGACGAUGGGCGCGGUGGAGGGCGGCGGGGGCGGCGGGGGCGGCGGUCUGACCACGGCCGCCGAGCUGGCGCACAUCGUUCGCGCGGAGGGGGUGGGCGCGCUCUUUGCUGGGCUGGGCCCGAGGGUGCUCAAGGUCGCGCCGAGCUGCGCCAUCACCAUCUGCUCGUACGAGGCCGGCAAGCGCUUCUUCGGACGAGGCCGCGCGGAGGGGGGGGCGUCGUGAGGCGCGACCACACCAGAGUGUUGCCCGACGCCGCGGCCAAGGCUGCGCUCCCAAGGUGCUGCCCAAGACGGGUGUCGAACGUGCGGGUUGGUGAACUAGAGGGUGCUGUGUGUGUGUCAGUGAUGAGUGCCGUGUGUGGGCUUAGAGUACUAGGAGGGCGAGGUGUUUC